GAGCGGUAAUUUCAGUCAGGAGUGUUCGCGGUCAGCCCUUCAUGUGACCGUUGGGGGUCCUGACUGCGGUGCUGUGUGCAGUUCAUCAUGGCGGCGAACAGCAGCAACAGCACGAGCGGUAAAAGCGGCGGAAAGCAGUCCGCUCCGUCUGCCGAGCAGGUGGUGGCUACUUUCCAGAGGAUGCGACAGGAGCAGCGCAGUAUGGCCUCCAAAGCUGCAGAGUUUGAGAUGGAGAUCAACGAACACAGCCUUGUCAUUGACACGCUAAAGGAAGUCGAUCCGUCGCGGAAGUGCUUUCGUUUAGUGGGCGGUGUGCUUGUGGAGAGGACGGUCAAAGAAGUCCUGCCUGCAUUAGAAAACAAUAAAGAACAGAUUACGAAGAUCGUGGAGUCCGUUAACACACAGAUGCAGGCGAAAGGGCGGGAGCUGACGGAGUACCGUGAACGCUACAACAUCAGAUUAGUCGGAGAGGAUGACAAACAGGGCAAAGCCGACGCCAGUCAAGCCAAAGAGAGUGAAGGAGGAGGCUCUAAAGGAGGCGCCGGAGUGCUCGUCUCCUAGUGGAUUUUUCUGUAAACGCUGGUUAGAAAUCGUUGGCGCUUUAAUAUUUGCGGAGAGACUGAGUUGGCAUGUUUCUAUUUAGUCUUACAGAUGCCAGUUAUAAAACACGAAAGAGAGUGAAAGUCUCGGUUUUCAUGCAUGUUUUGUACAUUGGUAAUAUUAAAACACAACACUCACAACAACACCUUUCCUAUCCGAACAUUUACGGCCGUUCACAACGAGGAUGCUGCGGCUAAAUUGUUUUUCAUUAUUUACUUUUCAGUCCCGUUUAUUACAAAUAAAACCUGUUUCAUUUCAUGUCUAAAUGGACUGCAUGAAUUCACCAUGUUCAAAAUGGUUUUGAGGCUUGACUUUCACUUUCUUCUGCUUUGGGAAGACGUAAUAUUUAGUAAUAUUUGGUGCAGAGUGAAACGACGGCCAGCGACUGUCUCGUACCCUGGACCUCUGACUGUUGACCGCAGCUCGAAUCCAUUGUUUAUCGUGUCACGACUGUACGCCUGUGGACGACGCCUUUUUAUGUUUGUUUUGUUUUUGUGGUUGUUUUGGUUAUUGAAUUAAAAAUACAUAAUUCAGCAAGA
Molecule: messenger RNA, 1139 nt
Organism: Onychostoma macrolepis
Lineage: Eukaryota; Metazoa; Chordata; Actinopteri; Cypriniformes; Cyprinidae
Gene: pfdn2
Product: prefoldin subunit 2
Exons: 4
Coding region: 88-561 (157 amino acids)
Biological process (GO): protein folding
Cellular component (GO): prefoldin complex; cytoplasm
Molecular function (GO): protein folding chaperone
Source: RefSeq, a predicted model, not a curated record